AGAAAAAAAAAGUCCGCAACACGGCUCGCCUAAAAUCUUCCCCAAAACCCAUUGUUCCGCGAUGAGACCUGCAGCCACAGCGUUAGCAGCCACCGCCGCCGCGCUCCGGGCCGCAUUCCUCUCCCCUCCGGCCGUUGCCUCCUGCCUUCUCGCUCCCCGCCGUGUCCUCCUCCUCCCACUGCACCGCCUCUCCUCCUCAUCCUCUGCCCCCCCGCCGAGCGUAGCCGCCUCUGACUCCCAGCCGCCGCCGUUGCCUGCCUUCAUGGACGCGCAGUUCGAGUCCUUCCGCGCGCAGCUCGACGGUUCCUCCGCCCUCCGCGACCGCAUCCGCGCCGUCGUCUCCGAGGUCGAGUCCGCCUCCCGCGCCGCCACCGCUGCUCUCCUCCUCGUCCACCAGCCCGUCCCCCUUGCAGAUGUGCUCGGCAAGGUGAAGGCGCAGGUGGAGGUGAUCAAGGUUCACUACUCUCAGCUCGCGGAGAUUCUCAGAGAGAGUCCCGGUCAGUACUACAGGUACCAUGGGGACUGGAGGAGCGAGACACAGGCAGUGGUGUCAAUGCUGGCGUUUACACACUGGCUUCAGACUGGUGGCCUCCUCACACACGCUGAGGCCCAGGAGAAGCUAGGACUGAGCUGUGGAGAGUUUGGCCUGGACGUUGAAGACUAUCUGACUGGUUUGUGCUUCAUGUCCAAUGACUUUCCUAGAUAUACGGUGAAUCGUGUCACUGGUGGGGAUUACGACUGCCCAAGGAAGGUCCUAAGCUUUCUGACUGACCUGCAUGCUUCAUUUAGGAUGCUGAAUCUGCGCAAUGACUUCUUACGUAAAAAAUUUGAUGGGAUGAAGUAUGAUUUGAGAAGGGUGGAAGAGGUGUUUUAUGAUGUUAAGAUUCGUGGACUUGUACCUGGGGAUUCAAAACAAGAGGUUGCUCAGUCAUAGAAGGUGAGCGGUACCUACCGUUUGGUUGGCGAUCGGCAACUGUCAUGAGUUCUCCUGACUACUGUUAAAGUUCAUGCUUCAUGUUGGAAGGCUAGAAUUGCUUUAAGGUGAUGUACUUGUGAACCCAUCUGGAAGUUGUCCAGCGGGAAUAUAUUUCCCACUGGAAUCGGUAUCACCACCGGUAAUUAUUCUGUGAUCUUGUCAUGCGACUGAUGUCUUCGGUGUACUGACUUUCUGACAUUUUUACUUCGUACCUACGGUAGACUUCGCCCUUAAGCUUGAUUUUUCUUUU
Messenger RNA from Brachypodium distachyon (stiff brome), 1226 nucleotides. RefSeq names its product translin. The transcript has 7 exons. Gene Ontology annotation, cellular component: nucleus; cytoplasm. The record is from RefSeq and is a predicted model, not a curated record. The coding region runs from base 62 to 934 and encodes 290 amino acids. Gene Ontology annotation, biological process: RNA metabolic process. Gene Ontology annotation, molecular function: sequence-specific DNA binding; single-stranded DNA binding; RNA binding. NCBI's taxonomy places the organism in Eukaryota, Viridiplantae, Streptophyta, Magnoliopsida, Poales, Poaceae.